AUGAAAGUUGCAGGAGUAGAGAGUACAAUGACAAAGGAAAAUCCGUGGAAUAUUCCUCCUAAUGCUCCAGCCUGCAUGGAGAAGCAUCUGUGUGGGGCGCAGUACAGAGCAGAUGGCACCUUGUUGCUGGGAUGUUCCAGUCUCACUGGCAGGAGUUGGCAAGGGUCGUUGUGGAUCUACAGCAACCCAGAGCAGGCCCCCAAUGAGGGCUUCUGCAAAGCUGGCGUGCAGACUGAGACCGGAGUCACGGAUGUCAAGUGGAUGUCUGAAAAGAGUGUUGUUGUGGCAUCAGAUGCAGGUGCCUUGGAGCUAUGGGAGCUGGCUGAAGAUGAGCGCCUCCUGGUCAACCGCUUCACCAAACACGAGCAUGAUCAUAUUGUCACCAGUGUGAGUCCCGUAGCUGCAGGAAACGGUGCAAUUACUGGGAGCAUGGACUGCAGAAUUAAAGUGUGGGACCUGAGUCAGGAGAUGGUUGUCACUUCAUACAGCGCACACACACAACCAGUCACUUGUGUUGCCUGCAGUCCUACAGAUGAUUCUCUUUUUAUCUCCUGUGGUCAAGAUGGCCGUGUGCUCAUGUGGGACAAAAGGAAGCCACAUAAACCAGCCACAAGAAUAGAGUUAGCGGAUUCACACUGCUUGCCCACUGCGGUCUCCUGGCACCCUCAGGACAGGAGCACUAUUGCCUUGGGUGAUGAGACCGGCAAGGUAAGCGUUAAGGAUUUCCUAGCAAAGGAGUCUGCUCGUGUGGUGAGCGUCCACAGCCGCAGAGUGAACGGCCUGGCAUUUUCUACACAUAGUGAUACUUUGCUGGCCUCCAUUAGUAACGAUUGCUCCCUUGCUGUUUUAAAUUCAGAACUGAAAGAAAUAUUUAGAGAUCAGCGCCACCAGGACUUUGUCACGGGUGUGUGCUGGCUUCACGAAGGCUCGAAUAAGCUCACCACUGUGGGCUGGGAUCACCUUGUGCUUCACCAUACAAUAAAACCAAUAGAGGGCGCCGCCAGCUCAUCUUAG
Nerophis lumbriciformis (worm pipefish) is the source of this 1014-nucleotide messenger RNA. NCBI's taxonomy places the organism in Eukaryota, Metazoa, Chordata, Actinopteri, Syngnathiformes, Syngnathidae. The record is from RefSeq and is a predicted model, not a curated record.